Molecule: messenger RNA, 711 nt
Organism: Naegleria fowleri
Lineage: Eukaryota; Heterolobosea; Eutetramitea; Acrasida; Naegleriidae
Exons: 1
Coding region: 1-711 (236 amino acids)
Source: RefSeq, a predicted model, not a curated record
AUGUCUCAAAUUUCAAAUGAACAAGGCUCUUCUUCUCUCGAGAAGAAACGGUUACUCUCCUCUACACCUUCUUGUACAGACGAAACUGGUAAGAGCAAGAAGAAGAAACAUUCUUCAAAAACCGAGAAGGAAGCUCUUCAAGCAGAGCAUUAUAACUCUGUAAAACAAAUUCUGGAGCUUUUGCAUUCAAAGAAGAAUCAAUUAGAGGGAGAACCAUCCUCUACGCAUAAGAAUCAGAAGAACUGGAGGAUGGACUGCAUGGUAUGGGACAAAAGUGAACCUUUAAUCACUUCUCAAAAUUUUAUCAAUUCAAACACGAACCAAUUGGUAAUGCCUUCAGUGGAAAAUGAUUUGUUCAGCAACGAUACUUCCCCAGCCUGUAAUAUGGACUCGUUGAAUUCUUCAACCCAUCAAAAGGAUCCUUUAUCCAGAAACGUCAUGCCUCAAAAAGAAAUUGUAGUGCCUAUAUUCUCCACUCAAAAGGAUCCUGUGGAGAAAUCUUCUCAACCAAUGCAAUCUCAACCAAUACAGUCUCCACUUGUAAAAUCUCAACCCUUUCAAUCUCAACCUAUGCAAUGUCACCCUUUGACCUCUUCAUCUUUUGAGAGAGAUCCGUUCAACUUCUCUCAAAAAGAUAAUAUGAUUCCCCUCUCUGGGACAACCCAAUCACAAUUGUCCAUUAGUGCAAACAAUGUACAGGAUGACAUUUAA